Messenger RNA from Nicotiana attenuata, 1972 nucleotides. Its product is annotated as dihydrolipoyllysine-residue succinyltransferase component of 2-oxoglutarate dehydrogenase complex 2, mitochondrial. Lineage: Eukaryota; Viridiplantae; Streptophyta; Magnoliopsida; Solanales; Solanaceae. Gene Ontology annotation, cellular component: oxoglutarate dehydrogenase complex. Gene Ontology annotation, biological process: tricarboxylic acid cycle. The transcript has 15 exons. The record is from RefSeq and is a predicted model, not a curated record. Gene Ontology annotation, molecular function: dihydrolipoyllysine-residue succinyltransferase activity. Bases 200 to 1621 code for a protein of 473 amino acids.
GACAGGUCCAUCGAGUCGCUCUUUCUCGAAGUAAAAAGGAAAAAGUUCCCCAUAAAGAAAGGUAAGCAGUGAGCAGCUUCAGAACAAGUUCGUCGUGGGCGAAUUCUCAAUCGGCGCCUUCUUCUCGAACCCUACCUUUCUCUUUGAAUUUUGAUCUUCUCUCAUUUACAUCAUCAGUUCUAAGAGAUCAAAAGCUGCGAUGCUGGGCGUUUUAAGGCGCAAAGUCGUUUCUAGCGCCUCUUCUACUUCGUGUGUAAGGAAAUCUCUGCAUACGGUUCGACCUGCAGUAACUACAUCUAGAAUUCCAUCUGCCUCAGCAGGAGAGACAUCACUUCUUACUAGACAAUUUGGUCAUGCGCGGAAUUUCAGUCAGCUUGUGCUACCUGGGUGCUCAUCGAAUUUGAGGCCAGAAAGGGGAGCUGUUAUCAAUCUUUGGUCAAGUCCAACACUACCGAAUUGGAGCAGGCCAUUCUGUGCAAAUAAUGGUGACCAGGUUGAUGCUGUUGUUCCUUUUAUGGGUGAAUCCAUAAGUGAUGGGACACUGGCCAAGUUCCUGAAGAAUCCUGGUGAUAGAGUAGAAGUGGAUGAGCCAAUUGCUCAGAUUGAAACGGAUAAGGUAACCAUCGAUGUCACCAGUCCUGAAGCUGGUGUAAUCCAAAAGUUUGUAGCCAAGGAAGGGGACACUGUUGAACCAGGCUAUAAAGUUGCUAUCAUUUCAAAAUCUGGUGAGGGUGUGGAACAUGUUCCUGCAUCUGAGAAGCCAUCUGAAAAAGCAGCUCCUCAGCCAUCCCCUCCAGCUGAAGAUAAGAAAGAGGAGAAGGCAAAACCUCAAGUUGAGACUACUCCUGUUAAGGAAAAGCCGAAGGAGAGUUCACCUCCACCCCCUAAACGCUCUCCUACAGAACUCCAACUUCCCCCCAGAGAACGGGAAAGACGAGUUCCCAUGACUAGGCUCAGAAAAAGAGUUGCCACGCGUUUGAAAGAUUCUCAGAACACAUUUGCAAUGCUGACGACGUUCAAUGAAGUUGAUAUGACAAAUUUAAUGAAGCUCCGCACGGAUUACAAAGAUGCCUUUGUUGAAAAGCAUGGAGUGAAGUUAGGAUUCAUGUCUGGAUUUGUGAAAGCAGCAGUUAGCGCACUCCAGAGUCAGCCAAUAGUUAAUGCAGUUAUUGAUGGCGAUGACAUCAUAUAUAGGGAUUAUAUAGACAUCAGUAUUGCUGUUGGUACCCCAAAGGGUCUUGUUGUACCAGUUCUCCGCAAUGCUGAGCAGAUGAAUUUUACUGAGAUAGAGAAGACAAUAAACGGGCUUGCUAAGAAGGCAAAUGAUGGAAGCCUAUCCAUUGACGAGAUGGCUGGAGGUUCGUUCACAAUAUCAAAUGGUGGAGUCUAUGGAAGUCUUCUCAGUACCCCUAUCAUAAAUCCUCCUCAGUCUGCUAUCUUGGGAAUGCAUUCAAUAGUCAGUCGCCCAAUGGUUGUUGGAGGCAACAUUGUUCCAAGACCAAUGAUGUACAUUGCUCUGACAUAUGAUCAUAGGCUGAUUGACGGAAGAGAGGCAGUGUUCUUUCUGAGAAGAAUCAAGGAUGUGGUGGAAGAUCCCCGUCGGUUGCUCCUUGAUGUUUGAAGAGGCAACAACCUCUGGCUUUUUUAUUUUACGUGAGUGUACACUCAAUCUAAGAACCAGAAUAAAUGGCGAUGGCAAAGUUUUGUAGGCCUUGGAUGUUGCUUUAGUCCUGAUUAUUUACUUAGUUGCAGCAAACUAUGCUUGAGAUUUGCAGAGCCGUAAAGAUCUUGCGUUCCCCUGAGGUUCACCAACCAUGCUUAUUUUUUGUUUAUAUAUAUUAUUAUACCAACUUUAAUUGUAUUCGAAUUGGGGUCUUUUUGCGUUUCUGCCCUACAGCUCUUUGGCUUCAGUGUUUUCUUCUGCAUUGGAAUUAAUUCACGUUUGAAAAUUCAUUCUUUGUUGGCCACACUA